Daldinia vernicosa is the source of this 1104-nucleotide messenger RNA. RefSeq names its product AhpC/TSA antioxidant enzyme-domain-containing protein. The transcript has 2 exons. The record is from RefSeq and is a predicted model, not a curated record. The coding region runs from base 1 to 1104 and encodes 367 amino acids. NCBI's taxonomy places the organism in Eukaryota, Fungi, Ascomycota, Sordariomycetes, Xylariales, Hypoxylaceae.
AUGCCGCGGCCACUCUCCGUUGCCAAAGGCGAGCCAACCGCGACGGUGGUUUCUACCCCGGACGCUUCGAAUAAAUCAGAUACGGCACACAAGACAACCUUAACCCAAAGCGCCAAGCCUAUCUUGAUUGCAGAUGCACCUAUCGCAGCCACCAAGGAUAACGACUCGACGGCACAACCGAGAGUUUCAAUGAACGUCGAAGAAUUUCAGGGUGAAGUCCAAACUACGAACGAAUUACCUACAAUUGAGACGCUGCGCAAAAUAGAGGCAUACAAUGUUCUCGAUAGCGACGGGAAGUCACAUAGUUUCAAGAGUCUCUAUGCCGGCCACAAUUCUGCCCGCCGAGUACUCAUAAUAUUUAUUCGACAUUUCUUCUGUGGUAACUGCCAGGAAUAUCUACGCACGCUUUCGGCCUCGGUUACUCCCGAGGCCCUUUUGCAGUUACCGGUUAGCACCUUCAUUGCCGUAAUAGGGUGCGGCUCACCACAUCUAAUCAAUUCGUACAUCCAAGAGACCGGCUGCCCUUUCCCGGUUUAUGCUGAUCCAACCCGUCGUCUGUAUACUGAACUUGGAAUGGUGCGCACCUUGGCAUUGGGCUCGCGACCAGCCUAUAUGCAAGGGAAAUCGCUGGCACAUACUGUCGUCUCUGGUGUAGUCCAGGGGUUGAAGCAAGUGAAAUCAGGCUUAGUGACGAAGAUGGGUGACCAGAAACAAGUUGGCGGGGAAUUCCUUUUCGAACCUGCAAACCCAACACUAGACACUCCCGUAACGACACCGCGUAGCGAAGAGGACAAGCAACUGGGGCUUUCGGGCGAAAACGAGAAAUCAGACGGCCACGAAGACCCCAAGGUAGAGGAAAAGCGCGUCACGUGGUGCCAUCGAAUGCGGACGACCCGAGAUCACGCCGAGAUUCCCGAGCUGAUGGAGGUACUCGGUUUAGAUGGCACCGGUGCUCCUAUCAAAGACAAGAAGAGAUGGGAGAAGGCCUUAAGGACGAGGAAGGGUACCGGCUUAAGUAUGGCCAGCCAAAUGAGCCGAAUGAGUGUUGAUACCACUCACACCAAUAAUAACGGCAGUAUAAAGGCAAUUGAGCCUCUCUCCUGA